AUGGCUACCGCACCUAAGUGGAAGAUAGCUAUCGGAGCCGAUGAUGCCGGUGUUGGCUACAAGAGCAAGAUUAGGGAGGACUUCGAAAAAGACCCCCGCGUCGAAUCUAUCGUAGACGUCGGAAGUCUCUCAACAGAUGACAAGACAGCCUACCCUCACCGAGCAGCGGCCGCAGCGCAGCUCGUAGCUGAUGGCAAGGUCGAUAGGGCCCUGCUCAUCUGCGGUACAGGCCUAGGAGUUGCCAUCUCAGCGAACAAGAUCAAGGGCGUCCGCGCCGUCACAGCUCACGACAGCUUCUCUGUAGAGCGAGCCGUACUAAGCAACAAUGCCCAAGUCCUUUGUAUGGGUGAGAGGGUUAUCGGCUUGGAGCUGGCGCGCAGAUUAGCCAAGGAGUGGUUGGGUUAUGUAUUUGACGAGAAGAGCGCGAGCGCAGCCAAGGUAGAAGUUAUCAGCCACCUCGAGAAGUCAUUGUAA
Messenger RNA from Daldinia childiae, 474 nucleotides. Its product is annotated as putative ribose 5-phosphate isomerase. The transcript has 2 exons. Gene Ontology annotation, biological process: carbohydrate metabolic process. The record is from RefSeq and is a predicted model, not a curated record. NCBI's taxonomy places the organism in Eukaryota, Fungi, Ascomycota, Sordariomycetes, Xylariales, Hypoxylaceae. Gene Ontology annotation, cellular component: intracellular anatomical structure. The coding region runs from base 1 to 474 and encodes 157 amino acids. Gene Ontology annotation, molecular function: isomerase activity.